Messenger RNA from Lactuca sativa (garden lettuce), 1336 nucleotides. RefSeq names its product fe(2+) transport protein 1. NCBI's taxonomy places the organism in Eukaryota, Viridiplantae, Streptophyta, Magnoliopsida, Asterales, Asteraceae. Gene Ontology annotation, biological process: zinc ion transmembrane transport. The record is from RefSeq and is a predicted model, not a curated record. Gene Ontology annotation, cellular component: plasma membrane. Gene Ontology annotation, molecular function: zinc ion transmembrane transporter activity.
GCUAUGGCGAAACUCCAAUACUUCCUCAUCCUCUCUCUCCUCCUGCUCUCCACCUUCACAACACUAUCUCACGGUGGUAACUCCACCACCGGACCACCCAACACCAUCCCUGAAGAAUGCCGGAAGGCCACCGGCGGACCAUGCCACAGCAAAACCAGAUCUUUAAAGCUUAAAGUCAUCGCCAUUGCUGCAAUUCUAGUGGCUAGUAUGAUGGGUGUGACCCUACCCAUUCUUUCACGGGCCAUACCCGCUUUACAACCCGACAAGAAACUCUUCGUAUUGGUUAAAGCCUUUGCUUCCGGAGUGAUUCUCGCAACUGGAUACAUGCACGUCUUACCCGAUUCGUUUGAUUGCUUGACAUCCGAAUGCUUGCCCGAAUACCCAUGGAGAAAGUUCCCAUUCACAACGUUCAUUGCAAUGCUGUCAGCUGUACUCACGUUAAUGGUGGAUUCGUAUGCAAUGAGUUGUUACAAAAAGUAUCACGAGAAAACAAAGGAGAAACUGGAAGUGAAGAUCUCCGGUGAUCAUUUCCAUGGCGAUGGAUCAUCUGGGAUUGAUUCCCCAGCGUCACAGUUGAGGAGAUACAGGGUGGUUGCUCAGGUUCUAGAGCUAGGAAUAGUUGUACACUCAGUUGUGAUCGGACUAUCCAUGGGUGCAUCGGAUAAUUUAUGCACCAUAAGACCUCUAGUGGCUGCGCUAUGCUUCCAUCAGUUCUUUGAAGGAAUGGGUCUCGGUGGUUGCAUUCUUCAGGCGGAGUAUGAGAUGAAGAUGAAGGCAAUGAUGGUGUUUUUCUUCUCGGUGACGACUCCAUUUGGGAUAGCACUUGGAAUUGGGUUGUCGAAUGUGUAUCGUGAAAAUAGUCCGGCAGCCCUGAUGGUGGUCGGAAUACUAGAUGCAGUGUCGGCAGGGCUGUUGAAUUAUAUGGCUUUGGUGGAUCUGUUGGCGGCGGAUUUCAUGGGGAAAAAGCUUCAAGAAGAUAUGAAGCUUCAAGCAAUUUCUUUUGUUGCAGUUUUUCUUGGUGCUGGAGGGAUGUCGGUGAUGGCAAUUUGGGCAUAAAUAAUUUUGCCUUCCUUAAUUUUUUUUAUUUAAGAAUUAAGAUUUUUGGGUUAGGAAUGUGUAUCUAGGGGAUUAUUAACGCAUUUAUUUGAAAAAGAUUGACUAAAUUUACUAUUUUGCCCUUAUAUUGAAAAUGAUGACACAAAAAAAAAAAAAAAAAAAAAAAAGACAAAAUUGCAAAAAUUGUCCCUAUGGUUGGCAAAUUUUUGUGGUUUUGGUCUAAAAACGUUUGAUGGUGCAUUAGUGGUCAAAUUUUGAAUAUCUUAUAUGGUUUUGGUCC